Molecule: messenger RNA, 1062 nt
Organism: Cylicostephanus goldi
Lineage: Eukaryota; Metazoa; Nematoda; Chromadorea; Rhabditida; Strongylidae
Source: the annotation of a GenBank genome assembly
AUCGACGAUGUUUUCCUGUUGCCGCCUUCUCUCGAAGUGGCAAAAAUAGAGCGGGAAAUGGUGGAAAACUCACCCACUUACUAUAGCGACAAUCAGCGAUAUUCUUUGUCAUCAGCUCUUCUUUCCACCUACGGGCUUGCUUUCUUUUCGCUUGGCUUGAUACGAUUAGCUUCUGAUGCUUUUGUAUUCGCGGGUCCUAUUCUGCUCCAUGUUCUUGUAGAGAUCUUGGAAAAUCCUGCUCCAAAUGUGGGUUGAGCAAUUCUCAACUAUAUUUCUACCGACGUUGAUCGUAUUGUCAAUUUUUGUAAUUCUUUUCAUGCUUUUUGGAGUUUACCAGUGCAACUGGGCAUUGCUCUGUACUUACUUUAUCGGGAGAUCGGUAUGGCUUUCUUAGCUGGAGUCAUGGUCGCUAUCGUUCUUAUUCCACUCAAUAAGAAAGUCACUGAUUGGAUUGGAAAAAUGUCGGUGAAACUUAUGCAUUGUAAGGAUCAGAGAAUCAAGCUAGUUCGUGAAACUAUGGAAGGAAUUCGAGCGGUAAAAUCAUCGGCAUGGGAGCCUUUCUUCGAGAGGAAGAUCACUGAACUCAGAGAGGACGAGCUCAAAUAUUUGAAGGCUUUCACCUGUCUAGCUCUUGUUAAUAUUCUUAUCAUGCCAUUAAACGCGUUCCCUUGGGUGUUGAACGGCCUUGUCGAGGCUUUGGUAUCAUUGAGGAGGCUCAGACGUCUUUUCAAUUUGAAUAAUAUGGACGUGCAUGAUAUAUACACGCUAUCUGGAGAUAAGGAUGCUGUAAUGUACGUAAGAGAGGGUAAUUUCUUCUGGAGAGGUUCCAGACAUGCUAUCAGUGGAGUCUCGUUCCGUGGAACAAAGGGAAAGAUCAUUGGAAUUUCUGGUGAUGUUGGAAGUGGAAAAACAACUCUCUUGCUAGGACUGCUUGGUGAAACAAAAUCUCUCACCGAAUGCAUAGGAAUUACACAAGAAAGUGUCUCUGAUGGAAUCGGCUACAUGGGACAGGAGCGAUGGCUUUACCGAGCGUUUGCUAUGACCAGUGUUUUUUCCUUCUAA